UAUCAUGGCUGCCAGUGACGUACUUCCGGGUAAUUUCACUCCGUUAGGAAGGUUCCUAAGCUAAAUGGACUAUUGGACUGCAGCCCUGCCCUCAUAGAAUGAACGAGGCCCCGCCUCCAACGCUGUAUCCAGUUCUACAUCCAUGUGUUCUACUGCAUGUAAACAACUCGGAUAUAUUUGGAAGUUAAAGCCGAAAACGGACGUAUUCCUCCUCUGGGGAAAUCGCAGAGGGACCAGUAGUGAAGGUAUUGGAGGUUAAACGUGAAGAUUUCUUCUCAAAUUUUAAGAGAACUUUCCCCAGUCUUGGUCACCGUAAUAUUGAUGCUCUCUUUGGCCGCGCUACUCUGGUGAGGAAAUGGCAGCUCAAAACUACGUACUUCAUGUCCAUACCUCAAUGGACAUUAUCAGGAAGAUGACUUUAUCUUCAAGUCCAGAAUCUGUGGAUGAGCUAAAAACCAUGAUAAAAGAAAAGUUUAAGCUAGACUUUGACUUUAACUUAUCAUACCAAGAUCCAGACUUUGACGGGAGGUUAUGUUCCCUUGUAGACAUCGAGGAGCUUCCAUUAAAGGCUGUAUUGCUAGUUACGAAGUCUGAGAGUGAUGACAGUUCCGAAGCAUCAGAGGACACAACAAUAUUGCCCCAUGACAUAACUCCAGAGAGGGCAGAGGGAUGGCCUGCUGUUUUUCCAGUGCCCACUUUUGCCUUGCAGGUAGAACUCCUACUCAAUGAGGGAAAUCUUACAUAUGAGAAAACAGAGAAAACUCUAAAGCUUUCUCGGGGUCAAAAGCACAUCAUCCUUGAGAACCUUGCAACCAAAAUGCAUAGCUUCAAGGCAUACCCCAAUGAUAAGGAGGUUUCAAUUGUAGCAGAAGCACUGGUCACUAAGCAUCCUUGUCUAAAAGAGCCAGGGUCUCAGACAGGAUGGUGCGGCUGGAGAAAUAGUCUGAAGUUUAAGAUGGGGAACUUCCGCACAAAGUUAAGUCGAGCAGGAUUUCACGAGGUAGCUGUCAAUUCUGGGAAGAGGAGUAGAAACAAUCCAGACAAACAAGCUCCCCACUGUAACAUCAAAAGACCAAAGAGGGCAGAGGUGAAUUUCUUGCCUAAUUUCCCACUCGGUGAAGAUGGUACAAGCCUUGAGCGAUUGAGACUCCAAAUGGUAGAGGAAGUUAAGAUGAGAGACAAAAACCUUCCCCUGAUUGCAAAGUUAAUGCAGACUACCUUUGCCCUGCGGCGCAAUGAGGUCAUCAAUGAUGAGCUACCUGUUGGCCAGAUCCUGGAACGCUGGCCUGCUUUGAAAAUAGAGUCACAGAUUUGUGCCGAGUUUCAGAGGAUUGCAAACAUCAACCUGAAGAAGCACUUCUAUGCUGAGUUGGAUCGGCAUGCCCCCCGUCUUCAGAGCCUGUUCAGAAAGAAAGCUGCACGCAAAGGGAAAGUAGCUGAAGGUCUGGAUCAGCGAUUCAGCUCUUAUGACCUCCAGGAACAAGGCGACGUCCAUGUCCUCCGUGCUGCUGUCCUCCGGGCUCUGCCUGCAUAUCUGCAUGAGGAUGACUCCAGGUUUCUGAAGCCGUGGCAUGUGGCGCAGUCCGAUGAACCGGACAUUGAUGACAUGGCCGUUGGACUUCUCUUGAUCAGUGCCAAGUCAGAAAAUACCACGCUCUGCUGCCCAGAGAGGAUCGCUGUGGUACUGGAGGGGAGCAGAGUGUUCGAACUCCCCAGAUUGGCUGAGGCAUUCAUCCUGCUUUAUGCACUGAUCUAUGCCCUGAAUCUAAGUUACCCAAAAGACUUGGCCAACACCUUUGACUUCACCCAGAAAGUCUUGAUGGGCCAGGACGAUCGGAAGCUGAGGCCAAGAGUGUUGAGCCUUAAAAAUGUCCUGUUGGCAGUGCAGUGAUCUCACUCUAUGAACAAAUAAAGUUGCCCUUUAACAGGCACCACAUACCGUAGGCGUAGAGCACUGUAUUGUAUAUCUGUUUAUUUUACAACAAAGUCUUUUGAAUGUUUCAAUAUUCAACUUGAAGUUUGAAUUUGUUACUGUUCAACUUGAAGGAGUGUUUGUAGAUGUGUAAAUCGUAUGGACAACAUGUUCCUGUUCUUUAUGGUCCAUGUGGUAAACUGAGCAGCAGAACUGUUCCAGGUCACAUUGUGUUUGACUCAUGCAAGUGAUGGUUCAAAAAGUGGCUCUGGACAUUUCUCAAGGCCUGUUUUUAAGGUGUUUCGUUUUUAAAAGUGAACUAUUUGUCAAACAAUACAUAUUCUUGUUUGGUAAAUAGUUUAUGGUUAUUUAAUAAAACAGUGACUUGUAUAUAAA
Gymnodraco acuticeps is the source of this 2308-nucleotide messenger RNA. RefSeq lists its product as uncharacterized. The transcript has 5 exons. Bases 356 to 1891 code for a protein of 511 amino acids. Lineage: Eukaryota; Metazoa; Chordata; Actinopteri; Perciformes; Bathydraconidae. The record is from RefSeq and is a predicted model, not a curated record.